Molecule: messenger RNA, 1650 nt
Organism: Elaeis guineensis (African oil palm)
Lineage: Eukaryota; Viridiplantae; Streptophyta; Magnoliopsida; Arecales; Arecaceae
Product: aspartyl protease family protein At5g10770
Biological process (GO): proteolysis
Molecular function (GO): aspartic-type endopeptidase activity
Source: RefSeq, a predicted model, not a curated record
GUGCGCAACGAAUUGAGAGAGUAUGGCUCUUUUCCACUGCUCGCUCUUAUCUUGUUAUGCCUUUUUUGUUCUAGCAUUGAGUCUUCUUCAGUCUCCGCUAGUCCAUGGAAGGGAGACGGAAAGCCGGCAUGUAGUCAGUGUUAGGUCUUUGCUGCCGGGCUCAGUUUGCUCCUCACCGAGAGAUUCAAACCCAUUCAUGUUGAAAGUAGUCCACCGGCACGGCCCAUGCUCGCCGCUGACCCCCGGCCAGAAGCCAGACUACACCGAACUCCUCAGCCAGGACCAAGCUCGAGUCAACUGGCUCCACCACUGGAUCUCCACCAGCUCCAACCAAAAAAGCACUCGUGCCUCACUCGCCGCAAAUAUUCCUGCCAGCUCCGGCGGCUCGAUUGGUACCGGCAAUUACGUCGUCAACGUUGGUUUCGGCACCCCUACGAAGGAGUUCACGGUGGUCUUCGACACCGGCAGCGACCUCACAUGGAUCCAGUGCUCGCCAUGCCGUAGCUGCUACCCCCAACAGCAGCAACUCUUCGACCCCUCUCGAUCCUCCACCUAUUCCAACAUCUCCUGCAACUCCCCCAAAUGCUCGCAGCUCGACUCUUCCAGUUGCCUAGCCGGCAGGUGUCGCUACGAAGUCGAUUACGGCGAUAAAUCCCAGUCGGAGGGCUUCUUCGGCAGCGACACGCUCACACUGACGCCCUCCGACGUGCUACCGAAUUUCUUGUUCGGCUGUGGCGAUCAGAACAAAGGGCUUUUCGGUCAGGCCGCCGGUCUGCUCGGUCUGGGCCGUCAACCAGUCUCACUAGUGUCGCAGUUGAAGUCAAAGUAUGGCGGUGUCUUCUCUUACUGCCUUCCAUCCACAUCGAGCUCGUCGGGCUACCUGAAACUAGGCGGUGGUGCACCGUCGAACGUCAACUUCACACCGAUGCGAGCAUCCUCCAGCCAGCCAUCAUUCUACUUCCUUGAUCUCGUGGCAAUCGAAGUCGGCGGUAAGCAGCUUCCAAUAUCCCAGACGGUGUUCUCUAAUGCCGGGACGCUGCUCGACUCCGGUACGGUGAUUACCAGAUUGCCGCCAUCGGCUUACGCCGCCCUUCGGUCGAGGUUCCGUCAGCUGAUGACCAUGUACAAGAUGGCGCCGCCUCAGUCGAUACUGGACACCUGCUAUGAUUUCACCGGCAACGACACCGUGUCGGUGCCGACGGUGGCGCUGGUGUUCGGCGGGGGGGCUACCCUUAAUGUCGACUUCACAGGCAUACUGUACGUGUUCAACAUGUCACAGGCAUGCCUGGCGUUCGCCGGCAAUGAUGAUGCGAGCGACGUUGGCAUCAUCGGCAACGUGCAGCAGAAGCGGUUUGAUGUGGUUUAUGACAUUACAAAUAGUAGAAUUGGAUUUGGCGCCAAUGGUUGUAGUUGAUUCGUCGAACAGAAUGGUUGGGAGCAUGAUGGAUAAACUGAUUGAUCAAGCAAUUAGGAGAGAAGAAUAAGAAAGAGUUCAUGAAAGAAGAAAAAAUAAUUUAAAAGAGAACCAACAUACUGUAUGACGAAAUAGCUGGUCCCUCUACUUAACAAUUCAAGCAAGAAAUAACAUGCUUAUGGUCGUGCUAAGUUAUGUUUGGAAUGAUAAAAAUUGGGAGUUGAUUUGACCUCGUC